AUGAUAGCUUUCAUCUUUCUGGCUGUGGGGCUAUUCUUGGAAAACGAGAGCACUUCCCCAACCACUGAUUGCUUAGACUUAAGAGAGCAAUGUCUAAGUGAUGAAAAUGGAUGUAAGCACGCAUGGAAAAUGAUAGAAGAGGCUUGCAAUGCUUCAGAUCCAGGUAACCUCUGCAAGACAAAGGAUUCAGCAUACUGUGAUCUGAACAUCUGGUCUUUUGUGCAAACUUACACUCAAUUCAAUGACUGUUUCUGCACUGGUGCUCUCCACUGUACUGGUACCAAAUUGUUUGGGGAGAAAUGCAUCAAUAAAUCAGAUAAUAUGAAAGAAGAUAUGUUCAAGUGGAAUCAAACUACUCUUUUGUAUCAUGGAGUCGAAGGGAUCCAAUCCUGUCUGGAAGUGGCAAUGUCAUGUGUAAGCGAUGCGGUUUGCAAUGCACAAUUGGCCCCUUACCUUAAAGCUUGCUCAGCAAAUGGAAAUCUGUGUGAUGUGAAACAGUGCCAAGCAGCCAUACGGUUCUUCUAUCAAAACAUGCCUUUUAACAUUGCCCAGAUGUUGGCUUUUUGUGACUGCGCUCAAUCUGAUACACCUUGUCGGCAGUCCAAAGAAGCUCUUCACAGCAAGCCAUGUGCAGUGAACAGAGUUCCACCCCCGACUUGCCUCGAUGUAAUUCACAGCUGCCGAAAUGAUGAAUUAUGUAGGCAGCGCUACAGAGUAUUCCAGUCAAAAUGCUGGCCGAAUGUGACAAGACAGUGUUAUGAAGAUGAGAUCUGUAUCAGUACCUUAAACAAGCAAGAUCUCAGCUGCUCGGGAAGUGAUGACUGCAAAGCUGCUUUUAUUGGAACUCUCGGGACAAUCCUUCAAGUGCAGUGCACCUGUAGAGCCAUUACUCAAAGUGAAGAAUCCACGUGCAAGAUUUUCCAACAUAUACUUCACAGAAGAUCAUGUUUCAAUUAUCCGGCCCCUUCUAAUGUCAAAAUGCCUAACAGAAGACAUGCAAAGAAAAUAUCAAUGUAUGGAUUUUAUUCCCUCUUCACAGGUUAGUUAAAAAUUAUUAUCAUUUAUGCCAUCACAUGCGUGACAGUUACCUGUGGAAUCCUUCUCCUGGGUAUGCUGAAACUGAGAAUGUCCAGAAUAUCAAGUCAAACAAGAGAUCCUUCACUAACCCAGACACCUGAAGGACUUGUGAUUCAUUCAGUCUCAAAUCAUUAA
Molecule: messenger RNA, 1212 nt
Organism: Sorex fumeus (smoky shrew)
Lineage: Eukaryota; Metazoa; Chordata; Mammalia; Eulipotyphla; Soricidae
Gene: GFRAL
Product: GDNF family receptor alpha like
Exons: 9
Biological process (GO): nervous system development
Cellular component (GO): signaling receptor complex; external side of plasma membrane
Molecular function (GO): signaling receptor activity
Source: RefSeq, a predicted model, not a curated record